Messenger RNA from Symbiodinium sp. CCMP2456, 786 nucleotides. Lineage: Eukaryota; Dinophyceae; Suessiales; Symbiodiniaceae. The record is from the annotation of a GenBank genome assembly.
GCCCAGCUUCUUGAAGUGGGCAGCAUCAAGGUACACACCAAGAAAGACGUGCCUCUUGUGCCGCCCUCACACAAGCAUCAGUGGGUACGCCUCGCUGAUCCGCAUCGCUCGGAAAUACACCUGCGACAGGAGAGCAAAUUCGUGCUCGCAUGGCUCAGCCUUUGCUUUGCCCACGAGCAGCCGCGAUCGCUUCGCAAUGCUCCGCGCAUGCAUUGCUACAGUGCGGCGGAUGCUUUCGCUGACACAGACAAGAUGGGCAUUGGCGGCUGGCUCAGCACCUCCACCGCUUUCGUCUGGUUUAGCGAGAUCUUCUCUGCUGACGAAGUUAGAGCACAGUGGCCUCAGCUACAUGGGUCGAUGCAGCCCUACAUAGGUUGCUUUGAGACUCUUGCACAGCUUGGCCUCGCACAGUGCUCCUGGCAGGAGCUACGCAGCAAGCACGUUCGUUUCGUGUUGCCCACUGCUUCGGACAACACGAGUGCCGAAAGCGGCCUGAACAAGCUCUUCAGCACUGCGGAGCCUCUUGGCACUUUCCUUCGCCUUGCAGCCACUUGGGCACAUCUGCACCGCGUUCAGUUCGAGGUUGAACACCUCGCUGGCGAGAAAAACGUCUGGGCCGACAGACUAAGCAGAGGCCGCCUCAACUUUCUCUCACAUCGCUCAGCAGAGCGUGUACGUGUGAGCCUCGCGCAACUGGCCUCAGCAUCGCAUUGCGUCACGCUGCAUGACCCAUCCAAAAACUGGCCUCCUUGCCUUCGCAAGGCCCAGACAGCCACGCUCCGCUGA